Molecule: messenger RNA, 2334 nt
Organism: Caretta caretta (loggerhead turtle)
Lineage: Eukaryota; Metazoa; Chordata; Testudines; Cheloniidae
Gene: TM7SF2
Product: transmembrane 7 superfamily member 2
Biological process (GO): cholesterol biosynthetic process
Cellular component (GO): endoplasmic reticulum membrane; nuclear inner membrane
Molecular function (GO): Delta14-sterol reductase activity
Source: RefSeq, a predicted model, not a curated record
UACAAUUAGCUGGCGUGACAACAGCUGCUGUGGGUUAAAGGGACAGGGGGCGUGGUGUGGCGUAUGUAUGGGAGGAAUCUGGAGUCACUGCUAGCACCUAUUGUGUGUGCUUUGGAGAGACGGACACCGGGUUGUCAGGUCCAGGAUCCACAAGAGCCUCUCCUGAAGGAGGAAGUGACUGCAGCUUGAGAGACUUCCUGUGGGAAGAGCUUUGUGUCUCUGGAGCACAAGGAUGAUGGAUCGGUAUAAGAUCCCACGCACCAAAGAGUUGGAGUUUGGAGGGCCCCUGGGAGCCAUGAUCCUCAUCUUUCUCAUGCCAGCUACUGUCUUCUAUCUUCUGCUGACGUGUCGCACUGAGCAAGCCAGCGUGCUGAACUUCCCGCCCCCGCUGCCACCCCUGAGCACCCUGUGGAGCCCCCACACCUUCCUGCUGCUCCUGGCUUGGGUGGGGCUCCAGGCUGCCCUCUACAUGCUGCCUAUGGGGAAGGUCACAGAAGGGAUCGUCCUUCGAGACAAGAGCCGGCUCCAGUAUCGCAUUAAUGCUUUCCAAGCGAUGGGGGUCACGGCCCUGGUGGUGGGGGCUGGACUGGCAGCCGGGCUGCGCCUCAGCUACAUCUAUGACCACUUCCUGCAGUUGGCUUUCUCGGCCUUGCUGCUGGCCUUCGGCCUCAGCUUCCUCCUCUACUUCAAGUCUCUCUUUGCCCCAGAGACAACACUGGCGCCAGGUGGGAACUCAGGGAAUCCUAUCUAUGACUUCUUCAUGGGCCAUGAGCUGAAUCCACGCAUUGGCUCCUUCGACCUGAAGUAUUUCUGCGAGCUGCGGCCAGGCCUCCUAGGCUGGGCACUGGUGAACAUGGCCAUGCUGGUGAAAGAGACUGAGCUGCGGGGAAGCCCCUCGCUGGCCAUGCUCCUGGUCAAUGCCUUCCAGCUGCUGUAUGUGGUGGAUGCACUUUGGAAUGAGGAGGCCAUCCUCACCACCAUGGACAUCGUACACGAUGGAUUUGGCUUCAUGUUGACCUUUGGGGACCUGGCCUGGGUGCCGUUCAUCUACAGCCUGCAGGCCUACUUCCUGGUCAACCACCCACAGAAGCUGAGCCUGCCCAUGGCUGCCGGGAUCCUCUUGCUCAAUGGUGUGGGCUACUGCAUCUUCCGCAGCGCCAAUUCCCAGAAGAACACUUUCCGCAGGAACCCCAAUGACCCCAGAGUAACUGGUCUCAAAACCAUCCCCACAGCCACGGGCCGGCGUCUCCUGGUGUCUGGGUGGUGGGGGUUUGUGCGCCACCCCAACUACCUGGGGGAUCUCAUCAUGGCUCUGGCCUGGUCUCUGCCCUGUGGCCUGACACACGUCCUGCCCUACUUCUACGUCUUCUACUUCACUGUGCUGCUGAUUCAUCGGGAGGCCCGGGAUGAGCACCAGUGCCUGCGGAAGUACGGGCUCGCCUGGCAGGAGUACUGCCAGCGAGUCCCCUACAGGAUCUUCCCUUACCUUUACUGAGACGCAUCCCAGCACAUCAUGCCCCAUGCAGACCCAAGCACAACAGCUUACAUCUGCCCACCUCUGCUCCUAAGGCUGGUAGGACGCUAGCCUCUGUCCUUACCACUGGGGCACGUUGUCAUCCUCUACCGCAUCUUUGCUGUGACACUGUCCAUGCCGAGUCAGUGCCAAACACCCACUCAACCAGUCCCCAAAGGGAAUGAAGUCCAUCUCCCUGGAAGUGCAGGAUUGUUCCCUCCAGUGUAUUCCAUGGAGCUAUGCACUGUCUAGCUUUAAAUGGUUCAUACAAUGCAGCUCGCAACUGGUCCCGGAGGGAGAGAAGAUCAUCUCAUAAUGGAGCUUUCUUGUUCGUUAUGGAGUAAAUCCAGACCCCAGAGCAAGUGGGGAGACUCUUCCUCCUUCUGAACAUCCACAGUUGAAGUUGCUUUGACCAGCUGUGUCCUAAACGCCAUCAGCCCUAUCUGCACACUAAUGCUCGCUUACCAUCACUGCUGCCCAAAGGCAGCUUGGGGCUACGCCGAGCUUUGCCACUGAACACUAAAGAGGAACUGCGACCAAAUCAAGGCAAAUGGCAGUACCUAGGUGACAAGAUGCUGCCCCCAUGGAACUAUAGAUUUUGUUUGUGGAGCUGCCUGAAUUCACAGGAAGUGGAUGGCUCAUGGAAGCUGAACUCCUUAUGUCUUAGAGAAGCUGCCACUCCACCCACCUUGUGCCUAUAGUGAAAUAGAAAGCCAUUGUGCCACAGAGUGGGUGCAGAAAUUGAACAGACUCAAGGUGCUUUGCAAACUGCUAUGUGUGAUUAGCAGGCGAUGGUACUCUCUCCAUCCUGGAGUCUAGAG